Messenger RNA from Ctenocephalides felis (cat flea), 675 nucleotides. RefSeq lists its product as uncharacterized. The record is from RefSeq and is a predicted model, not a curated record. NCBI's taxonomy places the organism in Eukaryota, Metazoa, Arthropoda, Insecta, Siphonaptera, Pulicidae. The transcript is spliced from 3 exons. Bases 1 to 675 code for a protein of 224 amino acids.
AUGUCCAAGUAUAAGUACAGGUCAGAAAAGGACAUGACCACCGAAGACCCAGACGAGAUUAGGAAAAAGAACAAACCAUCGCGAACAGGAAAGCUGGAACGAGAUGGGAGAAUGUCCACCACCUACCCCCAGAGCAACAAGGGAUGGGCUUCGACGGACCUCCAGAGUUUUAAUACGGAAAAUGGUUUUAAUAAAUGGUGGAAACUUAAUCCCAAAAUCGAUGAACAUGAGGCUAAGUACGACCCAGUAUUACGAGAACACGUAGUAAAAAUUAAGAUGGGUAAUAAAUAUAGUAUCUCUUAUUUGUCACCAAAGAUUCAGAACGAAUUCAUAAAGCUAUUGGGAGGCGCAGUCAGAAGAACAAUUGUGGAUAAAAUAAAGCAGGCUAAAUACUUUUGUAUUAUAUUUGACAGCACUCCUGACAUUUCACACAAGGAUCAAACCAGUCAAAUUAGUAGACAUGUAGUUAUUGAUGGUAGUGAAGUCAAAGUUGUAGAAUCAUUUAUUGACUUCGUAGAAACUAAAAGAAAAACUGCUGGUGAAAUUACAAAUAUGAUUUUAACAAAAUUAGAAAAUGAUGGUUUAGAUAUAAAAGAUUGCAGAGGACAGGCUUACGAUAAUGCUGCUGUCAUGGCUGGAAAGCACAGCAGUAUUCAAACUGAUCUCUCAAACUGA